This is a messenger RNA of Hyphopichia burtonii NRRL Y-1933, 3582 nucleotides long. It is a transcript of the gene AMS1, whose product is annotated as alpha-mannosidase. Gene Ontology annotation, molecular function: carbohydrate binding; alpha-mannosidase activity. Lineage: Eukaryota; Fungi; Ascomycota; Pichiomycetes; Serinales; Debaryomycetaceae. Bases 1 to 3582 code for a protein of 1193 amino acids. Gene Ontology annotation, cellular component: fungal-type vacuole membrane. The record is from RefSeq and is a predicted model, not a curated record. The transcript is spliced from 2 exons. Gene Ontology annotation, biological process: oligosaccharide catabolic process; mannose metabolic process.
AUGUCUGAUUUUAAAAAAUAUAUUGUUACUUUGAAAGAAAAUGUUAGUGAAGCUGAUGUUUCCACUGUUAAACUGAAAAUUGGAGAGUUAGGUGGGUCCAUCACCAGUGAAUUUUCUCUUAUUAAAGGUUUUGUUGCUAAUCUUCCUUCAAUUCACUCUUCCUCUAUAAAAGAACAUGAACAUGUUGCUAGUAUCGAAGAGGAUAAAGAAAAUGCUGCAACCAAUUCAUCUUAUGCUGCUGGUCCAACAUUAGAUGAAUAUCCUCAAAUUAGUUAUCAACCAAAUUUCAAACCGGUUGACCAUCUUUUCCAAGAAAGAUUACGUCAAUUCACCGAUACUGGUGGUCAGUAUCCUGAAUUGAACUUACCUCAUUUCUAUGAUAUCGAUAGAGUCGAUACUAACACUCCUCAUUUAAAUAUUAAGGUUUGGAAAGUCCCCGAUGGCCCCAAUGGAGAAACCGAGCGUCCUUUAUUCAAAGAAAUUGAUUUUGAUAAUAUUGAUUGGCAAGAUGCAAAUAAAGGUAAUUCUUUUGGUCCUUCUUGGAAAACUUUUUGGUUUAAAAUUGAAUGGGAAAUUCCUUCGAAAUGGCUUGAAAAUAAAAAUUUAAAGGAAAUUCAUUUCCAAUGGGAUUGUAAUAAUGAAGGUUUAAUCUAUUCUAAACACGGUCUUCCUUUACAAGCUUUCACUGGUGGGGGAGAACGUACUGUUUACUCUAUCCCCAAAGAACAUUGGUCCUCGAAAAAACAAUUAUAUUACUUGGAAAUGGCCUGUAAUGGUAUGUUUGGGACUGGGGAUAGUGGUCAUCCUGAUCCAAAUAGAUAUUUUAGAUUGGAUAAAUGUGAUUUGGUCUUACCCAAUGUUGAUGCUCGUAGAUUAUACUGGGAUUUUUGGAUCAUUGGUGAUGCUUCUCGUGAAUUAAGUGGUUGGCAAAAAUUUCAAUCAAAUACGGUUGCAAAUGAAAUUAUGAAUGUUUUCGAUCCAAAUGAUCCCGAUUCGGUCUUAAAAGGUAGAGAGUUGGCUACUAAAAUCUUGGGUGACAAAGUCGACCUGGAAGAUGUGUUUGAUGACGAUAAAAGAAUUGACGUUUAUGCAGUUGGUAAUUGUCAUAUUGAUACUGCUUGGUUAUGGCCUUGGGCUGAAACUAAACGUAAAAUUGUAAGGUCCUGGACAACCCAAUUGAAAAUCGCUGAUACUUACCCUGAAUACGUUUUUGUUGCUUCUCAAAUGCAACAAUUUAAAUGGCUAAAAUUAUACCAUCCAGAAAUUUUAGAUAAAAUUAAAGAUAAAUUCACCACUAAUCAAUUCUUACCAGUAGGUGGUUCGUGGGUAGAAAAUGAUACUAAUUUACCAAAUGGUGAAUCCUUAAUUAGACAAUUCUUAUUGGGUCAAAGAUUUCAAUUAAAUGAGUUUGGCUUAAAGGCAACUACUUUCUGGUUACCUGAUACUUUUGGUUAUUCUUCUCAAAUUCCUCAAAUUUGUCAAUCGGUUGGUAUUGGUAGAUUUUUAACUCAAAAAUUAAGUUGGAAUAAUAUUAAUACUUUCCCAUUAUCUACUUUCAAUUGGGUUAGUCUUGAUGGUUCUCAAGUUUUGGUCCAUAUGCCUCCGGCUGAUACUUAUACCGCAAGUGCUCAUUUUGGUGAUGUGAUUAGAUCGCAAAAUAAUCAUAAGAACUUACGUGAUGUUCCAACCGGAUUAUUAUUAUAUGGUCACGGUGACGGUGGUGGUGGUCCAACUGAAGAAAUGGUUGAAAAAUUAAGAAGAUGCAAAGGUUUGGCUGAUACCGUUGGGGGAAUCCCUACAGUCCAUGUCGGAAACACCGUUGAUGAUUUUUAUGAAAACGUUUUGGAAAGAUCUAAUCAAGGUAGCGACUUACCUUCUUGGAGAGGUGAAAUUUAUUUAGAAUUUCAUAGAGGUACUUAUACUUCUCAAGCUGAUAUUAAAAAAUUCAAUCGUUUGGGUGAAGUAAAACUCCAUGAUUUAGAACUUAUUGCCUCUUAUGCUUCAAUUGUUAACCUGAAUUAUGAUUAUCCAGCAAAAGAAUUGGUUUCCUUAUGGCAAGAUCUUUGUUUGGGUCAAUUCCAUGAUAUCAUCCCUGGUAGUUGUAUUGGUAUGGUUUAUUAUGAAGAAGCUAAACCAAUGUAUCGUAAAUUGUUAGCAAAAGCUGAUAAACUUAUCAAAGAAGCUUUAAAGUCUUUUGAAAAAUCUGAUGAAAAACAAUUUGUUAAUACCUUGCCUUGGUCCAGAGCUGAAGUUAUUGAACUCGAUAAUGUUGAAGAUGCCACUUUGAUCAAUUCAGUGAAGAAAUAUUCUGACUCUUACUCUUACAAUGGUAAGACUUUGGUUUACGUUAAAUCUGAUUCAACCAAUUGUCAAAUUGUUAAUACUAAAAACAAAGAAUUCUUAUACCCAGCUUCUGUUUCUCAAUCUAAAGAAGGUAACUAUAUCUUGUCUAAUAAGGCCUUAACUGCUACUAUUUCUCCAAAUGGUAUUAUAACUUCAUUAUAUGAUGAGGUUAAUGAUCGUGAGAUCAUUGACACUACAGCUACUAAACAAACUAACAGUGAAGUUAUUGGUGGUAAUCAACUUGUUGUUUUUGAUGAUCAGCCAUUACAAUUUCCAGCUUGGGAUACCGAAUUAUAUUCUUUGAACAAAUUUAAAUUUUUGAAUAAUGGUGAAGUCUCAAUCUUGACUAAUGAUAAAUUAGAAUCCUCGCUUUUGGUUAAAAAUAAAAUUCUGGAAAAAUCAUAUAUUGAAACUGUCAUCUCUAUUCAAGGUUUAGACUAUGAAAUUGACUCUUUUGCUCAAAACAAUUUCAUCAAAUUCAAGUCUCAUGUUGAAUGGCAUGAAACUUAUAAAUUUUUGAAAGUCCAAUUCCCAACUACCAUUAAUUCAGCUAGUCUGGCUCUGUAUGAAACUCAAUUUGGUAUCACUGAAAGACCCACCCACUAUAAUACUUCUUGGGAUGUGGCUAAGUUUGAGGUUUGUCAUCAUAAAUUUUUAGAUUUAAGUGGUUAUAACUAUGGUGUUUCUAUUCUCAAUAAUUCUAAAUAUGGUGCUUCUGUCCAUGGUAACUUGAUUAGAUUAUCCUUAUUAAGAUCUCCUAAAGCUCCAGAUGAUAAAGCUGAUAUGGGAUCUCACGACUUCGAAUACGCUAUCUAUCCACACUCUGGUCCUUUAGGUAAUGACACUGUUAAAUUGGCCCAUAACUUUAACUAUAAAUUAGAUCAAUACGUUGAUUCUAAAGUUGACAAGUUAUUACAUGCCAUUUCUUUGCUGAAUAACACCAGUGCUAUAUUAUCUCAUGUCAAGAGAGCAGAAGAUGACGAAGAUGUAAACGUCGAAUACCCUAACUUGGCCAUUCAAAACAAGGGCCAAAAAUCAUUAGUAGUUAGAGUCUAUGAGUCCUUAGGUGGAUCGGUUAACGAAUUCUUGAAAAUUGAUGAUUCUAUCUUGAAAGUAGAUAAAGUUUACUUGACCAACUCUUUAGAAGAAGUCGAGUCAGAAGUCAAGAAGGAAGAAAACGGUUAUCCUGUCAAAUUGAGAGGUUUCGGUUUCGCUACUUAUAAGAUUGUUUUAAAAUAA